AAGAGGAGCUCGUUCAGAUGUUGUGAAUUCGGAUAGCAGAACGGUUUUAACAAGAUGGCGGCGCAGACGGCGCACGGGAUCCGGCUCAGUGCGCUGUGCCCUAAAUUUUUGCACACAAACUCUACGAGUCACACGUGGCCCUUCAGCGCUAUCGCGGAGCUUAUAGAUAAUGCCUAUGAUCCCGAUGUGAAUGCAAAACAAAUCUGGAUCGACAAAACUGUCAUGAGCUUCCAGGUAUGCUUGACGUUUACUGACAAUGGCAACGGCAUGACUCCUGAUAAACUCCACAAAAUGCUCAGCUUUGGCUUCAGCGAUAAAGUUGCCAUAAAUGGCCACGUUCCUGUCGGACUCUACGGCAACGGGUUUAAAUCCGGAUCGAUGCGGCUGGGGAAGGAUGCCAUCGUGUUCACCAAAAACGAGUCUGGGAUGCACGUGGGCAUGCUGUCCCAAUCCUACCUGGAGGCAAUUCAUGCAGAGCACGUCAUUGUCCCCAUAAUAUCAUUCAACAAGCAAAAGCGGCUGGUAAAUACUGAAGAUUCCGAGGCUAAUUUAAAAGCGAUUUUAACUCAUUCGCUGUUAUCGAGUGAAAAGGAAUUGCUGGCUGAACUGGAUGCCAUCCUAGGUAAAAAGGGGACACGAAUAAUCAUCUGGAACCUGCGCAGGGACAAGAACAAAUUUCUAGAAUUUGAUUUUGAUAAGGACAAAUAUGAUAUCAGGAUUCCCGACGAAAUAGACGGUACUUUGAAGAGAGGCUACAAGAAAAUGGAAAGAGCCGACCAGGUUGCACCAGAUAGCGAUUACUCACUGAGAGCUUACUGCAGCAUCUUGUAUUUAAAACCGCGGAUGCAGAUUAUUUUAAGGGGACAGAAAGUUCAAACGCAGCUUGUCUGCAAAAGUCUUGCACACAUAGAAAAAGAUGUCUACAGACCCAAAUUCCUGGCUCCUAAAACUGUAACAAUCACCUUUGGAUACAACUGUCGUAACAAGGAGCACUACGGAAUAAUGAUGUACCAUAAGAACCGCCUUAUCAAAGCCUAUGUGAGGGUUGGCUGUCAACUAAAGGCAAACAAUAUGGGAGUCGGGGUGGUUGGAGUCAUUCAGUGCAACUUCUUAAAGCCUACUCACAAUAAGCAAGAUUUUGAUUAUACAAAUGAUUACAGACUCACGCUCACCGCAUUGGGGGAGAAGCUCAACGAUUACUGGAAUGAAAUGACAAUGAAGAAAAACCUGGAUUCAACAAGUGUACCUGUGGAGGACACACAAAAAAGUCCAGACCAGACCUGGGUUCAAUGCGAUUCGUGUCUGAAGUGGCGAAAGCUUCCGGACGCCAUGGGCAAGCUCCCUGUAAAGUGGUACUGCUAUAUGAACGCGGACCCGCAAUUCAGAGAUUGCAACGUACCGGAGGAACCUGAGGACGACGAUGCAAUUACCCAUUCUACAUAUGAGAAGACAUACAAGAGAAGAAAAUGUGAACAACUUCUGCAGAUCAAUGAAAAAGCAACAAUUCUUUUCACUCCCCCAAAUAAAGACCUACAGCCAACGCUGAAUUCAUGUGCAAGACUCUUAAAUAAGUGGUCUUCUUCUUUCCCGGCAAGAUCUUCCGAACUCGUUUCUGAGAGCUUUUACACAGAUUACAGAAAUAAACGUCUACUUGCAAUAGACAGCCCUCCCAUCUCCGCUAAAAAGCCAAAGGCUGAAACUAUUGAGUUAACUGACGAGGUCGAUGAGAUUGAAGACGGUGAUGUUAUCAUCCUUGAAGAUAGCAGCACCCCGAAACCCAUAUCCGAGAGCGAGGCGUGUGAGAACGAUUGGACCGCUAGCCCCGUUCACGAGGAGCGCACUGAGCACAGGCCUCCGAUCGAGUCGAGUGUGAGCGACGUGUCUGCGGUAGCCACUCAGACUGAAGGGGUACGUCUGACUGUAAAAAAGGAAGAGGAUGUCCGCGAAACGGAGUUCCCGGAAGACCACCAGCCCUACGCUCACUGCAACGGAUCAGGAACCCCCCGAGAACCCGAAAACCUCUGCAACCCACAGAGUCCGGCGUGCGCAAACAAUCACGAGAGAGAAACCUACAGAAAGUACUGCGGAAGCCUGGAACAGAAAGUGAAAGACUUACAGAAUCAGCUGGUCGAAAUGAAACACAAUUCCGUGAAAAAAGAGGUUUAUCACAAGUUAACGCAAACCGGCGACGGCCUUUUUGGCAAAUCUGAAAACGCCCCGAAGCAGCUGGUUGCGCAGUACGAGCAGGCGCUCAAAGAAAUCGACAGACUGAAGCUACAGUGCAGCGCUUUACUGAGAAGUAAAUCCGCGCAGAGCGCCGGACCUCCCGGAGACGGGAACGGCAGAGCGGACGACCUGGCGAGACAGCUAGGCGUGUGUUCUACUGAACGAGAUCAGUAUAAACUGGAGGUUGAAAAACUGAAUGAAGAGAGAGCACAGCUGACUUUGCAGAAUAACCAACUGAAGACCGAGGUGCAGCAGUUGAAGCUCAUGGUUCAAGACAUGAACAAAAACAACCCUGCCUGGACCAGCUCGUUGGGGGAGGAAAGUCUGAAGCUACGGAUUCUCCGAAUGAAUGUCGCCGGUCUGCUCACCACAUUGAUGCCCGAAUUGGAUUUGCAGCAGACGGACUAUGGCUUCGACGCGGUUGAUGACAUUUUAGUGCAAGUGUUGGAACAAACUGAAAAACAGGCCAACGGACAUGAAUAAGUGGAACGUCUACCGCAGAGCUAUUGUUUUGUUAGCGCUUGUUUCUAUGCCACUAAAAUGACCU
Molecule: messenger RNA, 2773 nt
Organism: Spea bombifrons (plains spadefoot toad)
Lineage: Eukaryota; Metazoa; Chordata; Amphibia; Anura; Pelobatidae
Gene: MORC3
Product: MORC family CW-type zinc finger 3
Exons: 17
Coding region: 55-2709 (884 amino acids)
Cellular component (GO): nucleus; PML body
Molecular function (GO): zinc ion binding; ATP hydrolysis activity
Source: RefSeq, a predicted model, not a curated record